Molecule: messenger RNA, 6267 nt
Organism: Meriones unguiculatus (Mongolian gerbil)
Lineage: Eukaryota; Metazoa; Chordata; Mammalia; Rodentia; Muridae
Product: leucine-rich repeat-containing protein 37A3-like
Exons: 18
Coding region: 1-6267 (2088 amino acids)
Molecular function (GO): protein binding
Source: RefSeq, a predicted model, not a curated record
AUGACUCUGCAGGUGUCCACAGCAGCAUCCACGGUUAAGCUGGGCUCUGGCAGUGACCAUUUCGAUGACCAUUCAGAUGACCAUUUCGAUGACCAUUCACAUGGCCAUUCCCAUGAACUGGCUUACCCAAUGCUGAUCUCACCAGGUGAACACUUUGAAUCUCAUCUAAACCAGCAGCUGCGGCCCCUCAUCCCCAACAAAGAUGUAAGACGGCUCAUUUCUCACGUUAUCAAGACUUUGAAGAUGGACUGCUAUGACCCUCAUGUACAACUGUCCUGUGCAAAGCUCAUCUCCAGGACAGGCCUCCUGAUGAAGCUUCUCAGUGAGCAGCAAGAAUUCAAGUUGUCCAGGACUGAAUGGGAUCCAGACCAAUGGAAAACUGAGAACUACAUCAAUGAGAACACAGAAGUUCCUCACAAGGGUCUGGAAUCAAGUCAGGGCACUGCAGCACUGUGGAUCGCCUCCAUAUUGCAUGUUAUGUCCUUACCACAUGUCAUGACUCCACUGGGCUUCUGCUUCUGCGCCCCAAGUCUUCUCCUCACUGGACAAGUUUUGCUGGUGGUGACCCAGGCCGAUCCCACUGGGGAGUGGGUCCAGAACCCAGUUCGAUUGACUUCAGAGCCCUGGGUGACGACCAAGCUCCGGUCUUGGCACCCCUCUGAUCAUCCGCCCAAAUCCCCACAAGCUCAUACAUCCCAGGCAGGCGCAGGGGGCUUUGAUUACCUGGGGUCCUCUGCUCCCUCCCAGAUGUUCUCCCCUCCUCGGGAGUUGACGGAUAGUUUUCUUUCAUUCCAAGCUACGGAUACCUCUUUGGAGCAGCACCCAGAGUCAGAUCAGUUCACUGUUCCACAUCAACACCUGGCCAACCAAAUGACUCCACCGGGGAAGCUGCCAGAGAGCAUUUUAAAGCUAAAUGGGCACCAAAAUCAGCCGCCACAAUUCAGAAGUAUUUCCAGUCUAGAUAAGGCUGCAGAUAAUAGGUUAUAUGAAAUACUUGUUCCACCAAUAGACAGUGAGAGUUCAAGAAUAACAGCGUUCAUACCUUCAGCCCAGGACUUGAAGAAAGACCCAGACCAGCACAGGCAACUUGCUAAUGUGGUUGGUGGAACUACAGACCGAUUUGCAAAAAAAUCUCAACUCGAAAAAGAAACUAUGGAGGAUGAUUAUGGAGCUCCAAAUAUGAAUGAAGCUUACUCUGACAGCUUAGCUCUGCAAUCCCAGGGAAACAGAGAGGAGCUUCCAGAGCCUUCUGAGCAGGUUGAACCUACUGAAUACCAGCUGGAGGCACAAAGUCAAGAUUCAGAGGAUCUUGGCAUGGUCCAAGAAGACCCAGAUCAUCUCCCACCCAUCCGUGAGGAAGAUGUUCAACAUCAGUUCCCUUCUGAGGAGGGUGCAGCAAUAGAGCAGCCUGCCAUAAAUGUUCCAUCUCCAGAUACAAAUGAAGCUCAGCACUCCAGCUUGCCAAAUGUCACAAUGAAGCCUACGGAUCUGGAUGCCACAGUAAUUUCAGAGGCAGAUAAGGAAACCCAACAUACUCUGGGCCAACAGCAGGCCCCUGGCCAUCUUCCAGAGAGUCCUGAGGAGGUAGGACCUUCAUCAACCCAAUCAGAAGUCCCAAUCCAGAUUUCAGAGGGUCCUGGGGAGAUAGGACCUUCAUUAAUCCAACAAGAGGCCCCUGCUCCAACUCUGGAGCUCUCUGAGAAGUUAGAAUCUUCAUCAAUCCAACAAGAGGCAGCAGCUCCAAAUGCAGAGCUCUCUAAGGAGUUAGAACCUUCAUUAGCCCAACAAGAGUCCUUAGCUCCAACUUCAGAGCUCUCUGAGGAGUUGGAACCUUCAUUGGUUGAACAAGAGGGCCCAAGUGAGACUUUAGAACUCCCUGAAAACCUUGAAAUGUCUGGUAGCCAGCUAGAGGCUCCAGCUCUACCUACAAAGCCCCCUGACGAAGUCAAUCUUGAACUAGAGCCUACAUUCCCAACCUCAGAAUCCUCUAUGCAGAGUAUAAUUGAAACUUCAGCAGCAACAAUCCCACAUCCCAGUCAGGAUCAAGUUCACCACCAUCCUUUGGCCAAGAUUACAGUCAAAUCUGCAGAUGGGGAAGUUACAAUAACUUCCAAAUCUUUCAAAGAAGUUGAGACAUUUCCAACUCUGACUCCAGGUUCUCUUGCCCCAGCUGAACAUUUUCCUAGCCUGGAGCAGCAGCCAGCUGAAUUUUCUGGGGUGGUCAAAUCAUCUGAAAGUGAUCUGGAAUCUCAAAUUAAGCCUCCUGAAGAAGAGGAGGAGCCUUCUCCAGUCCAACAGGAAGUCCCAUCACAGCAUCCAAGCCCUCCUAUGGAGGAUGAAUCUUCUCCUCUUGAACUAGAGCAGCCAGCUCAACCUUCAGAGUCUCCUGAGAUGGGAUCAGGUCUUAGAAACCAGCCAGAAGCCUUAGUUAUACCUGCAGAGUUCCCUCCGGAAGUCAAGCCUCCCGUCGAUCAAAUGACUCCACUUCAAGCUCCAGAGUCCCCUAUUGAGACUAUACUUGAAACACCACCAAUUCAUGAAGUGACAGACCAGCCAGCUCAGAGUGAAGAGCACCAAUAUCACUUACCAAAUGUUACAGUUAGACCUGUGGAUUUGGUGCUUACUUCAGAGCCUACCAAGGAGGAGAUUGAACAUUCUGAAGUCCCAACUAUACACCCAGAAAUUGAAUAUUCUGAAGUCCCAACUAUUCACCCAGAGAUUGAAUAUUCUGCAAUCCCAACUAUUCACCCAGAGAUUGAAUAUUCUGCAAUCCCAACUAUUCACCCAGAGAUUGAACAUUCUGAAGUCCCAACUAUUCACCCAGAGAUUGCACAUUCUGAAGUCCCAACUAUUCACCCAGAGAUUGCACAUUCUGAAGGCCCAACUAUUCACCCAGAGAUUGCACAUUCUGAAGUCCCAACUAUUCACCCAGAGAUUGCACAUUCUGAAGGCCCAACUAUUCACCCAGAGACUGAACAUUCUGAAGGCCCAACUAUUCACCCAGAGAUUGCACAUUCUGAAGGCCCAACUAUUCACCCAGAGAUUGCACAUUCUGAAGUCCCAACUGUUCACCCAGAGACUGAACAUUCUGAAGUCCCAACUGUUCACCCAGAGAUUGCACAUUCUGAAGGCCCAACUAUUCACCCAGAGAUUGCACAUUCUGAAGUCCCAACUGUUCACCCAGAGACUGAACAUUCUGAAGUCCCAACUGUUCACCCAGAGAUUGCACAUUCUGAAGUCCCAACUGUUCACCCAGAGAUUGCACAUUCUGAAGUCCCAAAACACGUUCAGACUCGAAUCCACAGUGAAGUCACACUUCAACCUAUGGAUGAGGAAUUUACCAUAACUCCACAUGCUGCAGAUCAUAAUACAGAAAGAGAUGUAAUUGUUAAAAUGAAACAUAACCACUCCAUGAGCACCAACGUAUGUGACUUCUGCUCGUGUGAGAACGACACACUCACGUGCAUGCAUCUCAGCCCACGGAUGAGACUCCACCACGUGCCUGUGCCGAGGCCCCACACCUACCAUGGCACCUUAACUGUUGUAAAUUUCCGAGGAAAUGCUAUUUCUUACAUUGACAAACGUGUAUGGAGAGCAUACCGUUGGACUGAGAAACUCAUUCUCAGUGAAAACCACCUGACUGAAUUACGUAAGGAUACAUUUGAAGGCCUGCUAUCCCUCCGGAUUUUGGAUGUAUCUUGCAAUAAAAUACGUUAUAUUGAAAGAAGGACAUUUGAAUCAUUACCUUUUUUGAAGUAUAUGAACCUUGGGUGCAAUUUACUCACUGAACUGAGCUUUGGAACGUUUCAAGCAUGGCACGGAAUGCAGUUUUUACAGAAGUUAAUUCUCAGCCAUAACCCUCUGACAGUUGUUGAAGAUCCUUACUUUUAUAAGUUGCCAUCAUUAAAACAUCUAGACAUUGGAACAACACAGGUGCCGCUGAGGACGCUCGAGAACAUCCUCAUGAUGACGCUGGAACUGGAGCACCUGAUCUUACCUAGCGCCAUGGCCUGCUGCCUCUGCAAAUAUAAAGCUGAUAUUGAGGUUGUCUGCGAGACAGUCAAACUGCAUUGUCACUCUGGAUGUCUGAUAAACAUCACACAUUGUCGUGAACAAAAUAUAGGGAACCCAAGAGGAUCAUUCAUGAAGGUGCUGCAGGCCCGUAAGGCGAACACCAGCACUGAACUCACUAUUGAACCAGAAAGUGGCUUUUCAGAAAAAGAGGAUCUUAGCUCUUCAGGCUUCAUGAAUGAGCAGCUUGACUUUAAUGAUGAGAGCGACGUUAUUAGUGCCCUAAAUUACAUAUUGCCAUAUUUCUCAGAGGGAAAUAUGGAAGAUGUAGUAUCAACAUUAUUACCAUUCAUUAAACUGCUGUUUUCUAAUGUACAAAAUACAGAUAAUGCACUGGGAGCCUUCAAAAACAAUGCAAAGAGCCUUGCUGUAUCCAAGGCUAGUAAGCUGGCUUAUAAAAAUAAACUGAAUAAGCUGUAUUUUCUGGAAAAUUUGUUAGAUGCAGAAAUUGAUGAGGUUAGAAAGAAAGAGAAAACUGCCAUGCUUAUGCAGCAGUCUGGCCGUUUGGGUCCCAAAUUUAAACGACGAAUAUUUGAAAAGAGAUGGGAACCUGCCCAGGCAGAGGAAAGCAGUCUUGCAGACAUUGACAAGGCAGAGAGAAGGUUCCAGAGGAUGAACAGAGCCCCCAAGGGGACAGGAAGCAUACAGAAAAGGCCCUUCAAGGAAGUGAGUGACAAGAGCCUGUGGAACAAGCAGACUGUCCAGACACCUGUGAAGAACACUGCCAAAGACAGGCAGCUCAGGAGCCCACCCUCAACAGAGCUGCGGCAGCUCAGUCUGGUGAAGAAGCCCAGGAAGUUAGCGGGAAAUUCCUUCCACUCAGAGCCCUUGCUCCCGAAGGAACGCAGGGAGACAGUCUCUUCUUUCCCAGAACCAUCCCUAGUGGGCAAGGCUCCAUCUACAAAAUCAUUACCUGAGUUCAUAGACAGACGUAAAGAUUUGUCUUACACUAUUUUUGUUUUAGAAAGUGCAAAUGCUAAUGUGAAAAGAAUGAAGGCUUCUGACCUAAGUUUACUAUCUGAAAAGGGACAUCGAAACCUUAGGAAGAAAAAAUCUCAUUUCCAGUUGAUUGCAAGGAAGCCAGCAUCCUCUGCAAUGAGGAACCUGGUAAAUUCCCCUGAACGAGGGGUCUUUUCAGCUUUAGGAGACCUGAGUUAUACAGAAAAGCCUUUUUCAGAAAUAUAUGCCACUUCAGACCGUUCUACAGAAAAACCCCUUGAAAACAAUCAGGCCUUAAUAAAUACUCCAGAAAACAUCCUUGUAACAACUGUGCCUGAAGAAACUGCAUCAGAAAAUACGACCCCUGAGAAUCCUGCUGCAGAUUCUAAUGUGCCUACAUUCGACGUAACGCCAACUACUGAACAAACCACUAGGCCACACACAGACUUCACAUUGCUGCCUUACUUAUACGGCCAUUCCCAUGAACCGGCUUACCCAAUGGUGAUGUCACCAGGUGAACACUUGGAAUCUCAGCUAAACCAGCAGCUGCAGCCCCUCAUCCCCAACAAAGAUGUAAGACGGCUCAUUUCUCACGUUAUCAAGACUUUGAAGAUGGACUGCUAUGACCCUCAUGUGCAAAUGUCCUGUGCAAAGCUCAUCUCCAGGACAGGCCUCCUGAUGAAGCUUCUCAGUGAGCAGCAAGAAUUCAAGUUGUCCAGGACCGACUGGGAUAUAGAGCAGUGGAAAAAUGAGAACUACAUCAAUGAGAGCACAGAAGCCCAAAUUGAACAGAAGGGUCUGGAACCGGGUCAGUUUUCAAAAGAAGUACCAGGAUACGGCUACAACAACAAAGUUAUCUUGGCAAUAUCUGUGACUGUGGUAGUGACAGUUUUGAUUAUCAUUUUCUGUCUCAUUGAGGUUUAUUCUCACAGAGCAGCAAGAGAGGGAGAUGAAGAAAAAUCCACAGGGGGUAAGAAAUCCUACAAGGACAAUGAGAGUCAGGAAGGGUUUUUCUGGCUAAGGUGGCCGUUGUGGCUUAGGGAUAUGUAUAGGCCUCUGCAUGACACACGCAAGAAAAACAUGGCUCAGGACCUACAGGACAAGGAGUCCUCUGGAGAGGAGGAGAUUUUCAAUAAGGAUGUAUCAGGGGAGACCACCAAGGAGGAAGAAGAUACGGUGUCCACGUCCCAGAAACCCACUGAGGCAGAUGAGAGUGAAACAGCCGACGACGCUGAUGGCACGGAAGGCACAGAAUGA